Arabidopsis thaliana (thale cress) is the source of this 1615-nucleotide messenger RNA. RefSeq names its product TOXICOS EN LEVADURA 4 (gene ATL4). The transcript has a single exon. The record is from RefSeq and is marked reviewed. The coding region runs from base 384 to 1388 and encodes 334 amino acids. Lineage: Eukaryota; Viridiplantae; Streptophyta; Magnoliopsida; Brassicales; Brassicaceae. Gene Ontology annotation, biological process: protein ubiquitination. Gene Ontology annotation, cellular component: membrane. Gene Ontology annotation, molecular function: ubiquitin protein ligase activity.
GAAAAUGUUUUACAUAAAUACAUGUCACAACUCUCCUCAAUUUAUGACCUUAACAAAAUGCAAAAAUACCUUAAGAAGAUAGUGGACAAAAUUGAAAGCAAAGUGAAAAGCCAAUUGAUUUGAUAUAACUUUAUAGAAUUAAAUAUAGACAGUUUGAGUUGGUUCGAUGACAUUUAUUUCUCUGCCUCUUUCCCAACGUCCCCCUUCUUUAUAAGGCAGAGUAGAGUAAUAAGACCGGUCCAUGACCCUCACGUGACCUCUCUCACUCUCACGUGCCUCUCUUCUCCUCCGUCAUUAAUAUAAAACAGUUGGGGAAUUUAUAACUUUCUUCUUCUUCUUCUUCUCUCUCUGUUUCUCUCUGUGCGAGCUCUCUCCUCUCAUCAAUGGAAUCUCUCAUCAAUCCCAGCCAUGGCGGAGGAAACUACGAUUCUCACUCUUCUUCUCUCGAUAGUCUCAAACCAAGCGUACUAGUCAUCAUUCUCAUUCUCCUCAUGACUCUUCUCAUCUCCGUUUCCAUUUGCUUCCUCCUCCGCUGUCUCAAUCGCUGUAGCCACCGCUCCGUUCUCCCUCUUUCAUCUUCCUCUUCCGUCGCAACCGUAACUUCCGAUUCCCGACGAUUCUCUGGACAUCGAGUCUCUCCCGAAACAGAACGGUCCUCCGUGCUUGAUUCGCUUCCGAUUUUCAAAUUCUCCUCCGUCACUCGCCGAUCUAGCUCCAUGAAUUCCGGAGAUUGCGCCGUUUGUUUGUCGAAAUUCGAACCGGAGGAUCAGCUCCGUCUUCUUCCUCUCUGUUGUCACGCUUUUCACGCCGAUUGUAUCGAUAUCUGGCUAGUCUCUAACCAGACUUGUCCUCUCUGUCGCUCUCCUCUCUUCGCUUCAGAAUCUGAUCUCAUGAAGUCUCUCGCCGUCGUCGGCUCAAACAACGGCGGAGGAGAAAACAGCUUCCGUCUCGAAAUCGGAUCCAUCAGCCGUCGUCGUCAAACACCGAUUCCAGAAUCCGUUGAGCAGCAUCGAACUUACUCAAUCGGUUCGUUCGAUUACAUAGUAGACGACGUAGAUUCAGAAAUCUCAGAGUCAAAUUUCAACCGUGGAAAACAGGAAGACGCGACUACAACAACUGCCACAGCAACGGCGGUUACGACUAAUCCGACGUCGUUUGAAGCUAGUUUAGCGGCGGAUAUAGGUAACGAUGGUUCUAGAAGCUGGCUCAAGGAUUACGUUGACAGACUCUCACGAGGUAUAUCGUCGCGUGCAAUGUCGUUUAGAAGCUCUGGUAGAUUUUUUACUGGGAGUAGUCGUCGGAGUGAGGAAUUGACGGUGAUGGAUUUAGAAGCGAAUCAUGCCGGAGAAGAGAUAAGUGAGCUUUUCCGGUGGCUCUCAGGGGUGUGAGUGACAGGUGAGUUGGUGACAUUUGUUCAUUCACUUGGAAAAAAAAACAGAGCAUUACUUUUGGUUUGUACAUAUAAACACUAUUUGAAGUUCUUUGCUUCAAUUACCGAUUUUUUUUUUCUUUUUCUGACGAUAUAACAGAUGAAUUCUCUAGUUAUAUAUUAUUACUUUUAAAUGGUCUAUUUUCUCUUUUAUUAUGUCCAGUGUGAUUCAACAUUGAUAGCGAA